Messenger RNA from Ostrea edulis (European flat oyster), 6087 nucleotides. Its product is annotated as di-N-acetylchitobiase-like. NCBI's taxonomy places the organism in Eukaryota, Metazoa, Mollusca, Bivalvia, Ostreida, Ostreidae. The record is from RefSeq and is a predicted model, not a curated record. The transcript has 8 exons. Gene Ontology annotation, biological process: carbohydrate metabolic process. Bases 393 to 1736 code for a protein of 447 amino acids.
ACUUCUAUGUUCAAGCCCAGCUUGAUUGUAUGUGUAUUAAAAAAACUUAGAAAGUACAGCACCGAGGUUUAGUUGUAUCACAGGCACCUGAAUUUCAUACAUGUAUAGAUGGGGUAGGAUUUUUCGAUCUUUGGCUUUAUUUAGCCACUUAUUGACAGAAAUUCAGGUGCCUGUGGUUGUAUAAACUAUAGUUCUUCCUCAUUCUGAGGAAAAAAACAACAACAACAAACCAAACCCACAUUAUUAGAUUAGUGAGCUAAAGAUUGACUGUUCAAAGUCGAAAUACCUUUGAAAGACCGGAAGACUACCUGUAUUUCCGGAAAUGAAAUUUUCCUUGACUUUGGCGUGAACGCAAGUUGUUGAAUAUAACCCCAGUGAUACAAACUCUCAGAAUGAGAGUUUCGAGCUUAAUGUUUUCCGUCAUACCGUAUAUCUGUGUGGCCUUAGCUGAUUAUGCCGUGAAGCAGUGUCCAUGCGACCCGAUGUACUGCAGAGUUCAUAAAUAUUCCUUCAAUCAAGAGGUAGCAAUUGUUGCAGAAGGCAAAACAGACCACACGAAAUGGCUCUGGCAUGACAUCACCACAGUCAUUGCCACAGAGACUGUCAGUGAAUCUAAAGCCCAGAAACUUAUGUGUACUGCCCACCAAAAUCAUGCCAACUUUGCAUUUACAGAGAAAGUACCGACAAAUACAAACACAUCUGAUCCAGCUCUGUUAAGUUGGUUAGACAAGGUGAUUAAAAAGAGAGAUAGGCUUUAUGCAGACUAUGUAGCCUUAGAUUUGCUUGAGCUGUUAGGACAAUGCCAGGCUGACAAUACCCAUGUCACAGAAGUGUUGGAGUUGCUGAAGUUCAUAGUCACCAAAUCUUUCACGACACAGAAUGCUGAGUUGCUCUGUAUAGUUCCCUACAAGCCGCCCUGUUACAACGGUGACUGCAGCUUGUCCAAAUACAUGGCAGAGCACUGUGCAGCUUUUAUCACGAGUCCUGAAAGUUUUAUUACGUGUGAUACCAACACAAAUUGCAUUGCCAAAGCUACUAUGCCAAUGACAUCUGUAGUGUUUGGUGUGGAAUUAUACAUUGAUCAUGGCAUUUCCCCAGACAAGCUGAUUAUCGGAAUUCCUUGGCAUGGUUUUGAUUAUACUUGUGUGAAUAUUACUAAAAACAAAAAAGCUGGAGGGAGGAAAGACGAAAUGACCUGCAAAUUUGCUAAAGAAAAUGGCUCUGAAGUGUGUGAUUUGUCCCAUAGAAAGAAAAUAAGCCUGGCAGAAAUCAAGGCAAGCUAUCCAGAGCAAUACAAGUCUGCCAAGUCGCAUCAUUUCCAAAAAAUCUACAGAUCUGACUACAUCAAUGUAAUGAAAAAUGGACAGCAGCAUCAGAUUUGGUAUGAAGGACAUGACAGUCUCCUAGACAAAUACAUGUUCAUCAGAAGCCUACAGUUGAAAGGAAUGGUGAUUUGGACCGGGGAUGAUUUAUCUGCAAAAGGUAUUGAAGAUGACGUGGAGUGGAACUGGAUUCUUCACGGUCUGUUUAGUAAAGGCGAGAUACAGGAACACGAUCUGAACAUGGCGGGCACUGUGGCAGGGGUCAGUGUUGCCUGCUUUGUCUUGGGCAGUCUGCUGGGAUUUGCAUUUGGUUGUGCAUUAAUGAGGAGAAGAAUGAACAGGAGGGGCCUCAGACUUCCGUUCCACAAAGACGAAGAGGAGACGGAUUUCCACGAUGAUGAUAACACACUAUAGAACAGGCAUUCAAUUCUCAUGUUAGUUAUUGUCAAUUUGUAAAAUUCAUUAUUUCUCUCUAAGUUAUCCAGAAGCAGUUUCUGAGAGAGAGGGUUUAUUAACCAAGUAAUCAAAGGUUACUCUUAUUGUUUUGUAAUUGACUAGAAUUGAAUGAAUAGCUGUUGUUGAAAUCCUUCGGUGCACCGAGUUCUCUGAUCAAAAUCAUCAUAGCAUUUCAAGUACCCAUGUUUAUCCAAGUUAUUGUAUUGCAUCAGAUUUUCCUCAAAAUGUCCUGUUUCUACAGAUAGAGCUAGAUCUUGGGUAACAGAGAAUAGAAAUCUCACCUCUUCAUAAACAAAAUGUUACCCUAGUAAGACAUAUACUUGUACAUUCCGCUUUUGUAUUUGUUAUGCAUGAUCAUUUUUAUUUAUUAACUACCACGCAAUAAUCUGUGUGCAAUGGUAUGUAGAUAUGUGUAUAUUGUAUAGCUGUAUGUGAAUACAUUUCAUAUGUAGAUACGUGUAUAUUGUAUAGGUGUAUGUGAAUACAUUUCAUACGUAGAUACGUGUAUAUUGUAUAGGUGUAUGUGAAUACGUUUCAUACGUAGAUCUGUUCCCACCAGAUUCUGUCUAUAUCUUAUUUUGAAGUGUAACAUGAUAACAUGCACUGCUAGAGAGAAAACUUCUACAAAUCAGUGAUAUGCAUGCUAUCUUCAUGUAUAUAGCAUGUGUACAAAAUAAAACACAUCAACUUAGGAUCUAUUUAGGGUGCUCCUUUCAUGCCUCUGGUUGAUUCAUGACUAGGGGUACCUGCUUGUUGAUUCAUGACUAGAGGUACCUGCUUGUUGGUUAAUGACUAGGGGUACCUGCUUGUUGGUUGAUGACUAGGGGCACCUGCUUGUUGGUUGAUGACUAGGGGUACCUGCUUGUCAGUCUAUUUUUGUCUUGUUGAUGUCUGUUUAAGAUUUAUUUAAAACCACUGUAACAUUCAGAAUCUUUUAAGAUCAGGAUUCGUUUUAUAAAUCCGUUAGUGAUGGGAUGUAGUUAUUUACGAGGUAGGUCAAAGGAGAAUCAAGAUUGAAAUAAUCUCAUUGUAGCUGAAUCAUUUUUACCAAUGGAGAUUUAACAAUUUAAGUCUACCAUUUGUAGGUGAUUAGAAUUCAACAUAAUUAAACCAAACAGAAGUUUGAAAAGGGAAUUGUCACCACUAGAGGGCAAAGCAUUUAUAAGUUUGGCUUCUUUUUUUUUUCAUUUUUAAAGAUGAUGAAUUGCGUGUAUCAUCUUACAUGUAAAUUUUAAAAUUGAUCAUUUAGUCAUGGAUCAUUGUUGUAAACUAAGAGUCACAUUCACAAACAAACAUUUCAUAUUGAAUUUCACUGUACGUUUCAUAUUACGGUUUCAAUGUUAAAUUUCAUAACAUACAUUUACUACUUAAAUUUUUUUUAUCAAAAGUCUGUGUAGGAGUUAUAGAUGUUGUGAUACUGGGGUGUGGCAUUCUUAGUGUGGUGCAGUUAAUUAAGUGUUGUGUUUGUUGGUUUCACAAUAUUUUAUUCUUAAAUUCCCCGUGGAUGUGAUCAUAUUCAAGUUUUAUUUAUACCAAUGUGCAUCUAUACCAAUGUGCAACUAAUCAUGCUAUGAUUAAUUUCACUGACGACCAGAUGGAACAGUUCUGUAUAGCAGAAAAAGGAUUUUCCCCAGGUUUAAAUCUGCCCAGAGUUGCUACAUUAAAGUUAUGAAUAAAUUUAUUUUUGCUAUGUUUUAAAAUCACCCAAUGGGCAACUGAAAUUAAUUCCAGUAUGAAGUGACAGUAGAAUUUAGUUUUUCAAAUUUAUAUACUGUCUAAUGCAAUUCCCUUACAAACUUAAUAUAUACUAUGCAAAAGACAGUGUCAGAUAACAGAUACCAUUUAAAAUGGGUUUGUUACAGGUUUGAUUAGAACUUUUACCUUAUACCGGUAUGAAUUUACUAGAUCUAUUGCAUGGUAAAUUAUAAGAGUUUUAGAAAAUGUAUUGGGGGGAAAUAUUGGUUAUCGAAGAAGAAAAUAAAAUAAGAUGACAGUCAUUUUGUACUGCAGUUCUUUUUUAUCAUACAUGUUAUAUGUCAAAGCUAAAGAGAGAUGUAGAAUUUGUGUAUUGUACCUGUAAAUAUUUUUGUUAUAUGAAUUUAUAGCACAUUACUGAUGAUGUUCUUGUGUAGAAACCAAAGUUGUUUUAAAAUUGAAUUUUGACAUGCAUUGUAUCUUUUACUUUAUGAUAGAAAGGGGAAGAGUUCAAUAUUGAUUUAUUCAAACACUGUACACAAUGUGAAAUAACUGCAUGCUGUAACAAGGAAUAAUUUUCAACAGGGAUAACCUUAUUUGAAUACUGAUUGUGUGUACAAUAUAUAUCAUUUUAGCCCCUCUAUAUUUAGAUAAAAUACAUUGUUGUAUUAAGCCUUUUAUUACUCAUUGCUAUUGAUGUUUUCUUUUGAAUGAAAAAGUUAAGUAUCAAUUACAAGCUGUAAAUUUGAGUACCGGGACACUAUCACAUUUUAUUGCAGAGGUAUAUACUAGAGUGCAGAAUGUGUAUCAUUUUAUUUCUUUUUUCUGUCAGUACACAUUGUGUAAAAAAAAUGUACUAUGCAUGGGUUCAAAAUUGUAAUCUGCAUUAGAUGUCGCGCAAAUCUGUAGAAAACCAUAUGAACUGUUAAAUCACAAAUGUCCAUGGUCUGAGAUUUUUUUGUGUGUGUGUUUGUUGGGAGCAUAAUUUCAUUCUUGUAAAGUUGUCAUUCGUGGUGGUACAGUGAAACUCGGUUACGGCGAAUACCUGGGGUCCCAUUGAUUGACACUUCGAUACAGCUGUAAUUCACUACAUUUGUAUAACAAAUUAUUUUUACAAUUUAUAACAAUUUGAUGCAAGGACAAUUUACAAAGCAUAGAAUAUGCGAAAUACCCAUCUUUCUGUAGAUGGUAAAAAAAAUUGAUUAUUGCGAUGAAAUAUGACAGUGUAUUAGCUUAUUAUGGAAACUUACAGCUGUUUAAUUGUGUGUACUAUUUUAAAUCAACUGACUCAGAAAAUUAAACUCGCCAUAUAAAAUUUAUUUUUUUAAGUACAUUUAACAGUAUGAUCAUUAAUAGAUUCUUUGAUUAAAAUAAAAUUUGGCUAGUUUUUUUAAAUUAGAAUAUCACACCACCUGAAACAUGAUUUACCUGCCACUUGUUAGAACACAUGGUUAAUCAUGAUAAUUCUCUUCAUAGACAUAUUAAUUAUGAGAGGUUACUAAUGGAGAAAUGAGUGCAUAAAAUAUUAGUAAUGAGAUGUCCAAACUACUCCAAAGAUAAAGAAGAAAAGUAGAAACAAUGCGAAAAAUGAGGUCAAUCAGUCACAUGUUAUUCAAAAUGAGGUCAAUCAGUCACAUGUAAUUCACGAUGAGGUCAAUCAGUCACAUGUAAUUCACAAUGAGGUCAAUCAGUCACAUGUAAUUCACAAUGAGGUCAAUCAGUCACAUGUAAUUCACAAUGAUUUUCUAUGAAAAAGAAUUCAUUACAGACAGUUUUAAUACAUGUGGGAAUAAAAAUUAGCUUGUUAUAACCAAAUUCUUAUCAGGUUUUUAAUGAAGGAAGUAUGAAGAAUGCUGUCAAUACAUCAGAAAAACUUUGUUAUAUCUGUAAAUUCGCUGUAGCCGUGUCCGCACUAAAUGAGUUUUACUUUAGUUCACUUUCUUGUGGGGACUUCAAUUCGCGAGUAGAAAAUUAGACCCACCCCUUCAGUAGAAAUACAAAUAGCUUUAUUCAAGGUACGUGAGCCUGUAUCUGAAUUAGAAAUUGUUUAUGCAUGUAGUUAUAUAAAGGGCAUAUACACUGUACCCCCAAAAUUUCACGUUAUAUUUUCUUGAAAAAAAGAAAGACAUAUUUUGUAUUUCAAAGAAAAUUUAAUAUUUUGAAGUUUGAAAAAUAAAAAGUUUUGUAAUUUCUACAGUUAAUUUUUUUUCGUCCUCUCUGUCAGUAUGGCAAUUAUUUUUUUGAUAUGUACUUGAAUGUGAUCAGUGGAUUGCAGUGUGUGCUGAAAUAUUUUUUGAUGUGCUGCUUGCUGUAUUUCUGUGUUGAUGCUUUCCUACGACAAUACAUUCACAAAAUCUUGUGCUGUAGUGUUUAACUGGACAAAAAAAAUAUUAAUUUUAUGUCAACAUAUUAAUUGAAUAUGUAUGUUUUUCUAUUUUAAUUUUUUUUUUUACAAUGAAUACAUAUCAAUGCCAUGAUCUUUCAUUUUAGAUGAUUUGUGUGAUUUUUUUUUUUAAGAUUGAUUUUUGAAAUGGUAAUUUGUGUAAUUUUUAAACAUUUAAUUUUAUUGCACGAUGAUACAAUUUUGAUGCCCAAUGAAAUGCAGAAAAGAAUA